This is a messenger RNA of Plasmodium gallinaceum, 792 nucleotides long. RefSeq names its product deoxyribose-phosphate aldolase, putative. Gene Ontology annotation, cellular component: cytoplasm. The record is from RefSeq and is a predicted model, not a curated record. The transcript has a single exon. Gene Ontology annotation, molecular function: deoxyribose-phosphate aldolase activity. Gene Ontology annotation, biological process: deoxyribonucleotide catabolic process; carbohydrate catabolic process. The coding region runs from base 1 to 792 and encodes 263 amino acids. NCBI's taxonomy places the organism in Eukaryota, Apicomplexa, Aconoidasida, Haemosporida, Plasmodiidae.
AUGUCUAAUUACACUGAAACAUUUGCUGCAUGGACGACUAUUUGUUUAACUGAUCACACACAAUUAGGAGAAAAUGACAAAGAAGAUGACAUAAGAGAGGUAUGUAAAGAAGCUGUGAAAACCUGUCCAUAUGCAGCUGCUGUUUGUGUAUACCCUAAAUUUGUAAAAUUUAUCAACGAAAAGAUAAAGAAAGAAAUAGAUCCAUUUAAACCCCAAAUUGCUUGUGUAAUAAAUUUUCCUCAUGGUACUGAUUCUAUAGAAAAAGUGGUGGAAGAUACAAAGAAAGCAAUAGAAGAUGGUGCUGAUGAAAUUGAUUUGGUAAUAAAUUAUAAAAAAAUUUUAGAAAACGUUGAUGAAGGUCUAAAAGAAGCAACUGAAUUAACUAAACUCGUUAAGGAAGUAUUAAAAAACAAACUAUUAAAAGUUAUAAUAGAAGUGGGAGAACUAAAAACAGAUGACUUAAUUAUAAAAACUACAUUAGCCGUACUUGAAGGUAAUGCUGAUUUUGUAAAAACAUCAACCGGAAAAGUUAAAAUUAAUGCAACUCCUAGUUCUGUUAAAGCAAUUAUAAAAGCAUUUAAACAACACAUAGAAAAACAUCCUGAAAAAAAGGAUAAAAUUGGUAUAAAAGUUGCAGGAGGAGUAGGAGAUUUAAACUUAGCUAGCUAUUAUAUUUUACUAGCCAGAACUUGUUUUGGUUCUCUUGCCUGUCAUCCUAAUAAUUUUCGUAUAGGUUCAUCUUCAUUAGUUCCCAAAUUGAGAAAAAUUAUUGAACAAUGUCCAAUUUCUUAG